UUUGCGUCCGAUGUAGCGGGCGGGGUUGUGGGGGAGGCCUCAGUCCCCGUAGCUUUAACAGUUUUCUGGGGGUGAUACCAGCGUUUCUUCAGCCGUUAUUCACCACCUGCUUACCAAGAUGCCCUGGGAAUGCACACGGAAAUGAUGGCGUCUUCCCUCCGAGAAACAACAGUUUAGCGAGGAGACAAACGAAUAGGCCCAUAGGGCGCCGUGGCUGUGAACCUAGGAGUUCGAGGCCAGCCUGUAUCACACAGUGAGACAUUGUCUCAAACGGAACAACACGAAUAGGCACAUGAUUAACGUGCUCGGUAUUAAAAAGGAGCUGGUAUAACAGAUAGGAAGCCCGGGCUCUUGUUGCUCUAGUAAAUGGACUCUGAAGGAGGGAGGAAGGCAUAAGUCAUCAAAAGACUUGAAAGAACACAGGAACUACCUUACCUGUUCAAUGAGUUUGUGACUGGAGUCUGAUCGUGGUAGAAGAGGUUUGGUGCGAUAGAAACCUGCUUGUCUAUGAAAUGCAGUUAACACAUCAGCUGGACCUAUUUCCCGAAUGUAGGGUGACCCUUCUGUUAUUUAAAGAUGUAAAAAAUGCUGGAGACUUGAGAAAAAAGGCCAUGGAAGGCAGCAUUGAUGGUUCAUUAAUAAAUCCUACAGUGAUUGUUGACCCAUUUCAGAUACUUGUGGCAGCAAACAAAGCAGUUCACCUCUACAAAUUGGGAAAAAUGAAGACACGAACUCUAUCUACUGAAAUUAUUUUCAACCUAUCCCCAAAUAACAAUAUUUCAGAAGCUUUGAAAAAAUUUGGUGUCUCAGCAAAUGACACAUCAGUUUUAAUUGUUUACAUUGAAGAGGGAAAAAACCAAAUAAAUCAAGAGUACCUAAUAUCUCAAGUGGAAGGUCUUCAGGUUUCUGUGAAAAAUCUUCCUGAAAUAACAAAUAUUUCAGAAGUCAAAAAGAUAUAUAAAUUGUCACAAGAAGAAAGCAUUGGGACAUUAUUGGACAGCAUCAUUUGCAGAAUGUCAACAAAAGAUGUUUUGUGAAAUGUUAGAAAUAUUAACAGAAAUUGUCAUCAUUAAAGAAAACACUUUUUUAUCGCUACAUUUGUAUAUAUUCAAAUACUUUUAUGUAAUUAGAAGAAAAAUUGCAACCAUUUAUUGAGCACCUACAGUGUGUUGGGUUCUUACUUUAGCAAUUCUAUAUCCACCAGCUCACAUCCCACCCCUACUUCAGCCUACUCCAUCACUCCCCUUCUGAGCUUCUGGAUGCUGUUUUGUAUUUUAUGUGUAUUUAAUUCUCACAGCAGACCUACAAAGUGCUUUUACUCCCAUUUUAUAUAAGGAGCAACUAAAAACUUGUAGAAACAAUCUGAAAGCUCUGGGUUCAAUCCCUAAUACCACCAAAAAAAAAAAGGUGAGAAAAAAGAAAGCAGUUGAGGCCUGGGGCUUUUGGAGGGGUUCCUGGUGACACAAAUUACUGCGAGGUAAAGGAAGGAACUAUAUUUUGAGUAAAAAUUGUUAGGUUAAAAAAAAUUGUAGCACUAUUAAGUCAUUUAAGGUCACACAACUAGAGUAUAGUCGUGUUUGAUAAAUAAUUGGAUUUUCUUGUCACCUGUGUUUUUUAUUGUGUCAGUCAAGAUAGGUUUGAUCAAGACUCAGCAAACUCUCUGAACAUGGUGGUACACAUCUGUGAUCCUGACACUCAGGAGGCUGAGGCAAGAGGAUUACUGUAUGCUUGAGACCA
Messenger RNA from Fukomys damarensis (Damara mole-rat), 1737 nucleotides. It is a transcript of the gene Tprkb, whose product is annotated as TP53RK binding protein. The record is from RefSeq and is a predicted model, not a curated record. NCBI's taxonomy places the organism in Eukaryota, Metazoa, Chordata, Mammalia, Rodentia, Bathyergidae. Gene Ontology annotation, biological process: tRNA threonylcarbamoyladenosine modification; telomere maintenance via recombination. Bases 513 to 1037 code for a protein of 174 amino acids. The transcript is spliced from 5 exons. Gene Ontology annotation, cellular component: EKC/KEOPS complex; nucleus; cytosol.